AUGACGGUGCAGCAGUUAAGCCCAUUACUAUACCGUUCUGCUCUCCGCGUCAGCGGCCUGCCGCCGGAUGGGGCCCCCAAGUUGGGCCCCUGGCUCCGAGGCUUCAUCAAGGACGUCGAUGGCAGAGCCAACUUCUCACUGGAUCCAAUCGUCCAGGAACUCAAGGAUCUCAUUGAGAGUAAAGCCGAAAUCCGCAUGUUGGCUUCGGCCAUGCUCGAUGAGAUACCGGUCAAAGACCCCUACAAGAGGAACCCCUCAGAGCACAAACACAUCCGAGACUAUCAACACCUGCUCUCACUCGUCAGUGUAAUCAUGAACGAGGUUGCGCCAGCCUGGAACAUGACCAAAGACCAUAUGGCAAUCAUUGGAGAGCCGUUCAACAUCCUGUUGGACUGGCCAAUGAAUACACCGAGCGGGUACGCGUUCUUCCUGCGAGAUGAUGUAAACGCGAAGCUCAAAACCAUUCUGGACACGUGGAGAGAACGAGUCCUAAAAACCACCAAGUCGCAGUACGUUCUCACAACCGCGAGCGGGGGUUGGCUCUGCAACGCGGCGUUGAGGGUCAUUGAGGAAGACGCCAAUAUCAGUGUUGUACCCUGGGCCUCGUUCCAGGCCAUGUUCGCUUGCGAACCUGAAAGGGACCCGGUCUACUGGGGAUAUGCGACAUGGGACGACUUUUUCACGCGCAAAUUCAGGGACAUCGACCGCUUUCGUCCCGUCUCCCAUCCUAGCGACCCUGCAUGGGUGGUACACGCGUGCGAAUCCAUGCCCCUCGCGUUGACAAUGAAUGUCAAGAAAUACGACAAAUUCUGGAUGAAGGGCCAGAACUACUCAGUAGCCGAGAUGCUGGACCACCACGAACUUGCGGAUCAGUUCGUCGGCGGCACAGUACACCAGUCUAUCCUGAGUUCGACGCAAUAUCAUCGCUGGAGUUCUCCGGUAGAAGGAGACGUGGUAUUUGCCAAGGUGAUCCAGGGAAAGUACUUUGCGAAGACGCAAACCACGGGGCUGGACGGCCAGGGUCCAGAUAACAUACACCAGCACGAAGUAUAUUGCAGCCAUAUCGCUACCCGAGCCAUCUUGUUCAUCCAGGCGCCCGAACCUAUUGGGCUCAUGUGCCUUAUUGCCCUCGGCGCGGCUGAUGUAUCGACAUGUGAGAUCACAGCAAAGUUUAGCACAGGUUUGCCGAAGCCGGUGGCGAAGGGUGAGGAGCUUGGCAUGUUCCACUACGGAGGUUCAAGCUGCUGCCUCCUCUUCCGGAAAGGAGUGCAACUUGCCUGGGUCCCAGGGGCGAUUCCUGGUAAUGGAAAGAAGAACCAGCCGAUCCGUGGCGAGCUGGCUCUCGCAUAUAAGAGUUGA
Messenger RNA from Purpureocillium takamizusanense, 1359 nucleotides. RefSeq names its product Phosphatidylserine decarboxylase. The record is from RefSeq and is a predicted model, not a curated record. The coding region runs from base 1 to 1359 and encodes 452 amino acids. Gene Ontology annotation, molecular function: phosphatidylserine decarboxylase activity. The transcript has a single exon. NCBI's taxonomy places the organism in Eukaryota, Fungi, Ascomycota, Sordariomycetes, Hypocreales, Ophiocordycipitaceae. Gene Ontology annotation, biological process: phosphatidylethanolamine biosynthetic process. Gene Ontology annotation, cellular component: mitochondrion.